UUGUUUUGACGGGAAAUCACAUUUUUGCGAAAAAUCGUAUAUUUGCGGUUUUGGCGGGAAACCACGUUUUUGCAGUUUUGGCGGGAAAAUGUGUUUUUGCGGUUUUGGUGGGAAACGCGUUUUUGUAGUUUUGACGGGAAAACACGUUUUGCGGUUUUGGCGGGAAACCACAUUUUUUACGGUUUUGGCGGGAACCGUAUUUUCUGGUUUUGGCGGGAAAACACGUUUUGCGGUUUUGGCGGGAAACCGCGUUUUUUUGCGGUUUUGGCGGAAAAUCGUGUUUUGCGGUUUUGGCGAAAAAUGUGUUUUUGCGGUUUUGGCGGGAAAAUGCAUUUUUACGGUUUAUGCGGGAAAUCGCAUUUUGACGGCAAACACGUUUUUGCGGUUUUGGUGGGAAAACGUGUUUUUACGGUUUUGGCGGAAAACCGCGGUUUUGCGGUUUUGGCAGAAAACAUGUUCUUGCGGUUUUGGCGAGAAAUCGCGCUUUUACGGUUUUGGCGGGAAAACGAGAUUUUCUGUUUUGGCGGGAAAACGAGAUUUUUUUGGUUUUGAUGGGAAAACACGUUUUUUGCGGUUUUGGCGAGAAAAUGAGAUUUUUCGGUUUUGGCGGGAAAAUGCAUUUUUGGCGGAAAAUAAUUUUUUGGCGGGAAACACGUUUUUGCGAGAAAACGAGAUUUUCAGUUUUGACGGAAAAAUAAAUUUUUCGGUUUUGACGGAAAAAAUAUUUUUGUGCUUUUGUCAAUUUUUACGUGGAACAAAAUGAUAUUAUGUUUAGAUUUAUAAUUUGUGAAUUAUAUUAGGGGCAUAAUAGACAUUAUACUAUUUUGAAUGAACCAUCUUCAUUCAAAUGAUCCAAAUUGAUUCAUUUGAAUGCACUUUAAAAUUAAAUUUAGAUUUCCAAAAGUCAUCCGAAUGAUCCAUCUGAAUGAAUUGUAAUUUUAGUGUCUAAACAAACAAAACUCUCAUCUUCAUUUAAAUGGCUCAUCCGGAUGGAGAAACAAACAGGCCCUUAAUUAUUUUAGUUAUUAUAUAUUUAAUUCAUAGUUAUGGCACCCCAAAAAAAGUACGAAAUUAUUACAGUUUUGGAUCUUUAUGAAUCCUCUGCCUAUUGUGGAGGCUUUUGAUUCCCUUGAAGCAAUCAAUGACCUCUCUGUCUCUCAUUUGCCAGCAAAGAGAGAUUGUUUAAUGUUGUUUACGGUUCACAUUUUUAUACAUCAUAUUUUCACUGAAUCUUCCUCUGCUUCUCUCAGGAGGAAGAAUACCACUUAGUUGCAGCUAGAGGAAGAACUAUUAAGGAGUAGUUUUUUUUGUAACAAUGGAAGGAGGAGAAGAGUUUCAAGAAGAAGAUGUGUGGUCAGUUUUGAGAGAAAAGGAAACUCAAGGUCCUCAAACGAGAAUUUCCAGAAGUAGCAAUCUCUUCUCAGCCGCUUCUUCAUCUUCUGCAAGGUACAUUCCUAAGGGCAACGAGGUCUCAGGGGCAAAACAGUCAUCUGCUCCAAUGAAUGUUCCUGACUGGUCCAAGGUUUAUAGGAAUACGAAGAUGAACACAAGAAGCAACCAUUUGCAUUCGUGGGCCACUCAUGAUGAAGAUGAUGAUGAAGACUCAAUGGUUCCUCCACAUGAAUUGGUGGCAAGAAGGCUUGCAAGAACGCAGAUCUCAUCUUUCUCCAUGUGUGAAGGAAUUGGAAGAACACUCAAAGGAAGAGAUCUCAGCAAAACAAGAAAUGCUGUCUUAACCAAGACAGGCUUCUUGGAAUCAAACGUCACAUCCACAUCAUCGCCACCAUAGUUAUGUCAUGGUAUGGAGAACAUGAUCAACAUCUAGUAACUCUCUUUACCACCACCAUGCCAUCUCAUUAUCAUGAAUUUAAACCUAAACUUUAUGGUAUCCACAUGAUUUAUUUAAAAUGCAAUUUUAUUGUCGUUAUUAUCGUGUAGGGAAUCAUGGCUCUACCAAUAUGGUUGAGUUCUCUUUCUUUUUUGUUGUUGUUAGGUUUUUGGAUUUUUUAGAUGAGCAUGAUGACGAUGAGGAUGACUUGUCAAGCCCAUGCAUGGGACCCAUAUCAUUUUUCGUAUGUUGUCUUUAAUUUGUAUUAAUAAGCUUAGGAUUUUCAUUUUCGGAAAAUGGUAAUAUUCCUUUGGAACCUUUGAUAAUGAAUUUGAGAACCCCUCAAUCUACUCGCCAUUUGGUGGGCUCGAUCAAGGAGAAAAUGUUAAUGUUGGUGAUAGAUACUAACAUUUUUGGUCCGACAUAAGAUUAAGGGCUCGUGUCAUAUUGCUCAUUAGCUUUCUCUUUUCAUUGCUGUAUAAGUCCUAUCAAGUAGAGAUGGUGUUGCUAGGGGAUGGGUAUAUUUUACCCAUUUCGGGUUUUUGUUUUGGAUAUUUAGUUUGGAAUUCUCUUACAGCUGAAAAUCAUCUUGUUUGGUUUGACUCUGUUUAAUU
Messenger RNA from Raphanus sativus (radish), 2442 nucleotides. RefSeq names its product protein S40-6-like. The coding region runs from base 1316 to 1789 and encodes 157 amino acids. The transcript has 2 exons. The record is from RefSeq and is a predicted model, not a curated record. NCBI's taxonomy places the organism in Eukaryota, Viridiplantae, Streptophyta, Magnoliopsida, Brassicales, Brassicaceae.